Messenger RNA from Eupeodes corollae, 4745 nucleotides. RefSeq lists its product as uncharacterized. The record is from RefSeq and is a predicted model, not a curated record. The transcript is spliced from 7 exons. Gene Ontology annotation, molecular function: chitin binding. Gene Ontology annotation, cellular component: extracellular region. Lineage: Eukaryota; Metazoa; Arthropoda; Insecta; Diptera; Syrphidae. Bases 70 to 4641 code for a protein of 1523 amino acids.
UUCCAAGGAGUUAAACAAAAACUUUUAAAUUAAACUAAAUAUUUGAACAGAUAAAAAACAAACUCAAUUAUGCUCCCAUUGAGCUUUUUAACGACCACGAUUGUUCUCGGAAUACUUUCAUCCAAAUCAAGUGCUGCAUCAUCUGAUGCAUAUGUUCAGAAGCUUUGUCAAGGACAACGUUUUGGAGCAGCUGUACCAAAUCCACAUGACUGUAGCUCAUUUUAUGUUUGUCAAUUUGUUGUUCAAUUGGUAGAUUGUCCAAUUGGGUUGCAAUUUGAUCGCAGGAAAAAAGUCUGCAACUGGCCAAAGGAUGCUGGCUGUGAUUGGGUAGAACCCGAUAGACCAAAUACAAAUGACGAUAAUUAUCCGGGAGUGAAACCACCAAGCGAACCCAAACCUGAUGAGGAACAACCAAAAACUUCUGAAGAAGACAAUGACAAUAAGCCCACGGAGGAUAAGAAUCCAGAAGAUGGACAAAGUUCAAAGGAGUCUGCUGAGCAGUCCAAACCAGGUGAUGUCACUCUUGAUGAUUUUAUAACGGAGGAACCAGAUUACACAAAGCCGACAGUUGAUCAAAAUAAUUCUUCAGAACAAGAUCAGGAUAACCAACCUAACCAUCCUGCAACUGACGAUGAUUUCAUAACUGCUGAACCCCAAACACCAACUCCAUCUGCUGAAGAAAGUCAGGAUAAACAAACUGAUUCUCCAGCAACUGAUGAUGACAUGAUAACAUACACCCAACCGCCGAUAGUGGAUUCCGGAGAAUCUGUUGACCCCACUCCUGGAUGGCCAAAGCCCGAUCAACCUCCAUCACCCCCUUCCCCUCCUUCAGCUGUUUCAACUCCUUCUUCUCCUUCAAACAGUGAAGAAACAGAUCAGCAAUCGUCGGAAGGAAACCAGGAUUCCAACCAUUCUCAAAAUCCACCAACACCACCAAAUAGUGAAGAAACUGAUAAACACCCUUCGGAAGGAGAUCAGAAUUCCAGUGAAACGCCAUCUUCAACUGAGGACGGUGAUAAACCAGAACAUCCAAAACUUCCUCAUCCUGAUCUACCGACUGCUGGCAACCAAAGCAGUCAGCACUGGAACCUCAUUGCAUCGAUUGUAAGUGUUGAGACUUCUCACACCGGUGGCUUUAUCAAUCAUCCAACAGUUGGAGCUCAUAGCCCAGAAACCGGCUUACCCGUUGACGUUAUGACUGGCUACAAUCCCAAAAAAGUGCAAUGUCUGCACAGUGGUUUAUACUUUCUCCCGCAUCCGACAAACUGUCAGAAAUACUUUAUCUGUGCCUACAGCCAUUUGCAUUUGCAUUCAUGUGGCAAUGGCGUAAUUUGGAACCACAAACGGGAGCAAUGUGAUCUUGGCAGUAAUUCCAAAUGUUAUUCACGGGAUGCUGAGUCAGAGGACAAUUCUUCAGAACCUGUGACACCAUUUCUUGACGAUCAAACACGAAAGACCACAAAAAAAGUUGUCAAACCAUCAACUCGAAAGCCGAUACCAACAAAGCUUCCUGCAACUGUAACUGCAACUGUAUCGACAACUGUUAGUCAAAAAUUACCAGCUUGUCCAGCGAAUCGACAAAUAUACUUGCCUAAUUUGGAUGACUGUCAUAAGUACUUUAUUUGCAUAAUGGGAAAGCCGGUCUUGACGUCAUGCCCGAACGGAUUACACUGGGAUGUGAUAGGAGAGGUUUGUGACAAGCCAUCUGUGGCUCGAUGUGGCCGCCGACAGAAAUAUUUAGUAUCAAGACAAUCGCAGAAUGCAGCAAGAAAUCCAAAAUUCAAUACGAAUGCUUUAAGUGAUCCCAACAGAGCUUCGUCAUUAAAUGUGAGUGUUAACUCAGAUGUUGACGAGAUGUGGGGUGAAAUUAAAUGUGUUUUUUUGGAGGCUGGAUUCGAGACUGUACCUAGGCGUACGAGAGUUAGUGACUCUUGGAUAUCCCAAGACACCUGGUUAAAAAUCGAGCUUCGUAAAUCGUUGAAGCUGCAAAUAAACGCCGAGACAGACGCUCAACGAAAGGCUGAAUUGCGAAACGAAUAUCGGAUUGCACACAAGAUGGUCUAUCGUUUUCUGAGACGUGACAGGAGGGUGAGGAUAGAUGGACUCGCUGAUGAUGCUGAAAACGCGGGAAGAAGAGGAGAUAUCCUAGAAUUGAUGGCAAAAUCCUUUCUGAUCUUGGCAAUAUGUGUCCUUUGUGUGGCUUCGAUAAGGGCUUCUUCUUUUGUUGGAAUGCCAGUGGAGGACAUCUGCAAAAUGGUUCCAGCUUUUACAAAAAUUCUUGUACCUGGCUCCUGUAUUGACUGGGCUGAGUGCGGAGAAGAUGGUGAGAUCAUCGAUGAUGGAACGUGCUUGGCAGGCUGGAUGUUCGACAAAAACACAGGAAAAUGCAGCAAAAGCUCAAUGGUCGAAUGUCCCUUUGGGUAUAAUCUGAAGAAACCAUGUGCAUCGGAAAAGAAUGGAACCUUUUUACGGAACCCCGAAGAUUGCACUGGAUACAUUUACUGCAAGGAAGGCGUCGAACAAUACUCUGCCUGUCCCAUGGGCCUGAAUUUCAAUCCCGAAACCAAGAGCUGUGUCUAUGCCAGUGAAUACCCGUGCCCAGAAAAAGAAGAAGGUAACGAAGCAAAUUCAAUUUGUUUGUCCGUUGGUGACAAUAUCCGCAUGGCUGAUCCAAACUCGUGCACCACCUUCAAGGUCUGCAACAAAGGCGUCCUCAAAACUACAAAAUGCAUUGCUGGCUCCUAUUUCAGUCGGGAGUUGAAACGGUGCAGUGAUUGGGAGGAAAGCGAUUGUGCAACAGCUGAGCCAACUACCGAGGAGCCUUGGAGCUCUAUUUGCGGAACUGAUGACGAUCCAAUUGUUGGAUUCAUUUCGGACGAAGUCACUUGCAGUGGAUAUUAUUAUUGCGAUGAAAUGGAAAAUGGCAAAGCUGACCGCAAUCCAAAGUUCGCUAAGUGUUCAAAUGGCAAAUUCUUCGAUGCUAAUUCGUUCUCCUGCAAGGACCGCACUAAUGUGAGGUGUUUGUUUGAUCGGUGUGAGGGUAUGGACAAGAGGUUUGCUAAUAUCCAGGGUGAUUGCACCAAGUACACAUAUUGCAAUGGUGGAGUGAGCUCAUCGGAGGGUUCAUGUCCCGAGGACUUCUAUUUUGACGAGAAAACACAGAGCUACAUUUCUGUAGAUUCCUUAACAAACUCUAUUUUCAAUUGCCUGCAGUAUCUUGUAGAACCUGGGCGUGGAUUUUCGCCACACAAUCUUGGAACUGUAAGAAAGUCUAAGCGGAACAAAGCACGACCAGCUUUCUAUAUUAUUGGGGCAUUGACCUUCGUUUGUGUCCAAUACAGUUCAGCUCUAACCCCCGAGCAAGCGACCUCCGUGUGUGCCCUCCUGCCAGAUGGAGAAAGUAUAGCCAACCCACUUGACUGCUCUCAGUUUUAUUUGUGCUCGAGAGGAAAAGCCCAACUCAAUUCGUGCCUUGGCAAUCAGCUAUUUUCGAAAGACGACCAAAGCUGCGUACCACCAGAUCAGUCUUCAUGCGGCGCAGAUGAUGAGGACCCUUGCGCCUACAUGUCUGAUGGAUAUUUCGUUUCGGUUGAUAAUUCCUGCUCAGAUUACUUAUACUGUGAAGGCGGACGCGGUCAAAAGGGUAGCUGUGGAAAUGGACUGAACUUCGAUCAGUCAAGCCAAUCCUGCAAAUACCAAUCCGAAGUCCCAUGCACAGAGAAUAUCCCAGGUGAAGGCAACCUCAACAUCUGCCAAGUCGUACGAAGUGGCAUAUACUUUGGUUAUGCCCAAUCAUGCAAGGCAUGGCAAAAGUGUAACUCCAACAGACCCGCAGAAAUCGAUGACUGCCCUUCGCCGUACUACUUUAAUGUUGAUACUCAGGCUUGUGAUUACAAGGAAAACGUCAACUGCCGUCAACUACAAGGAAACCCUGGAACUGGUGGACCAAGUUUGGAGGGAACUCCCUGUGAUACAAACGGGGAGGUUCAACCUGAUACCACAUGUUCUGGAUAUUACGUGUGUACCAAUGGAAAAUUCGCCUUCGGCAAAUGCAUCAACGGACAAUAUUUCAAUCCGAAAACAAACAAAUGCGUCUCACGCUUAGACGCCGUUAACGAUUGUGACCGUUGCGAAGGCAGUAAAAUGCAGUUUGUCAAUUUGUACCAGGACAAUUGCGUUGGUUAUGCUUACUGCAGUAAUGGGAAGACGCAAUCAACUGGAACCUGUGCGAGUGGAUUCUUUUCUGAAGUUGCAGGAAGUUGUGUGCAAAAUGGAGAUAAUCCGGAGUACCCUGUGUGCUAUAUUAAGGAAGAUGAAGACAACGAAACAACUCAGGCUUCAACCACGACAGACGCUGAAGCUAGUACGGACCCGACACCAAAAACAGAUGCCCCCAAAGAUACAACAACCAAAACUACAAAAGCAACUAAAGCAACUAAAACAACAACAAAGUCGACUACGACAACAACAACAACAGCAGAACCUGAAUCUGAAGAAGGUGAUAAGGAGACAGAAGCACCUGAAUCUGGAGAAGGUGAUAAAAAGCCAGAAGCACCUGAAUCUGGCGAAGAGGCAGAAGUAACUGAAUCUGGAGAUACCUCAAAAGAAGAAGAAGAAGAAGAAACUUCCUCCGAGGAUUAAUGAUCGCUUAAAAUAAAUUCCUUGAGAAAAGUUGUUUAUCUAUUAAUAAAAAGUUCAAUCAUUGUGGCGAAAGAUAAAUUUCAAUAAAAAUUAAAAUUGGUUAA